GUGGCUUGGGACAUGCUCAUUUUGACAUUGUUUCUCCUCCUUUUUUCUUUUUUUCUUUUCUUUUUAGUCUGUACCUUUGUGGAUUUAGUUUGUAAAAAUGAGUAGUUUAUCUGUCAUUGAAGCUAAACUUGAAGCCGAAUCAAAAUCUUUCCAACAAUUACAGAAAGAACUUACUCAAGUAAUUGAGAAUAGACAACGUUUAGAAGCACAACAACAAGAAAAUGAACUUGUCAAUACUGAAUUCGAACAUUUAGAUGAUGAUAGCAACAUCUACAAACUUAUUGGGCCUGUUUUAGUGAAACAGGAUAAAGCAGAAGCUGCUACCAAUGUCAAGAACAGAUUAAAUUUAAUUUCUAGUGAAAUUAAACGUGUUGAAACACAAUUAAAUGAAUUGACUAAAAAAACAGAAACAAAGAAACAAGAAAUUGCCCAAUUACAAAUGCAAUAUCAGCAAUUAGUAGCAGCAGCAAAGAAAUAAAUUAUUUUUUUGACAUAUUUUUUACAGCCAAGAUAUCAGUAACAUUAAAUAUAACAAUAGGAUCUUCUUCCUCUUCUUCUUCUUCUUCUUCAAUAUCCUCUUCAUCAUCAUCAUUUUUCUUUUGAUUUAUAUCAAAUUUACCACCUUUUGUAGAAUCUCUUUUAAAU
Molecule: messenger RNA, 645 nt
Organism: Cokeromyces recurvatus
Lineage: Eukaryota; Fungi; Mucoromycota; Mucoromycetes; Mucorales; Mucoraceae
Product: Prefoldin
Exons: 5
Coding region: 98-478 (126 amino acids)
Biological process (GO): chaperone-mediated protein complex assembly; protein folding
Cellular component (GO): cytoplasm; prefoldin complex
Molecular function (GO): protein-folding chaperone binding
Source: RefSeq, a predicted model, not a curated record